Molecule: messenger RNA, 1042 nt
Organism: Diorhabda carinulata
Lineage: Eukaryota; Metazoa; Arthropoda; Insecta; Coleoptera; Chrysomelidae
Product: derlin-2
Exons: 5
Coding region: 118-879 (253 amino acids)
Biological process (GO): endoplasmic reticulum unfolded protein response
Cellular component (GO): Hrd1p ubiquitin ligase ERAD-L complex; endoplasmic reticulum membrane
Molecular function (GO): ubiquitin-specific protease binding; misfolded protein binding
Source: RefSeq, a predicted model, not a curated record
UGUCAGAAUUGUCAAAUGUAAGAUAAGUAAAUAUUCUGAUGUGGCCAAAAAAAUACUCUAGAAUAAUUCUUUACAAUUAGUUCCUCUAUAAUGUCCUGAUACAAAAUAAUUAUUAGAAUGGCGUACCAAACUUUAAGGAAUGAAUAUAUGAAUAUGCCCCCGGUAACGAGGGCAUAUACAACCGCUUGCGUUAUCACAACUUUAGCUGUGCAACUGGAGCUAGCAUCCCCAUUCCAGUUAUACUUUAAUCCAAUUUUGAUUGUAAAACAGGGUCAAAUAUGGAGACUUGUAACUACAUUUCUUUUCUUUGGCACAUUUGGAUUCAACUUUUUUUUCAACAUGAUUUUUACAUACAGGUAUUGCAGGAUGCUAGAGGAAGGGUCAUUUAGGAACAGGACAGCUGACUUUGUAUUAAUGUUUUUGUUUGGAGCAGUGUGUAUGAUUGGAUUUGCUUUUUUUGUUAAUUUAAUAUUCUUAGGACAAGCAUUUACAAUCAUGUUAGUGUAUGUUUGGUCCAGACGAAACCCCUAUGUAGGAUUGAACUUUUUUGGCCUUUUAAAUUUCCAGGCUCCAUACUUACCCUGGAUCCUUCUAGCAUUUUCUGUACUUUUGGGUAAUGCCGUUUAUGUAGAUUUAAUGGGUAUCGCAGUGGGACACAUUUAUUAUUUCUUAGAAGAUGUUUUUCCACAACAAAGAGGUGGUGUUAAAAUUUUAAAGACACCAAGUUUCAUGAGAACAUUGUUUGAUGCUCUUCCAGAUGAUUCAGAUUACCAAAGAUUGCCAGAAGAAAAUCCAGGUGGUUUUCAAUGGGGAGGGCAGAAUCAAAAUCAAAACCAAGAUAGGGGAGCUGGAGAUAACGAAGAACAGAAUGUUCGAUAAAAAAUGGCCAGUAUGUGGUAACUAGAGACAAUAUCACUGUGUUAAAAUUAACUAUCACUAGUUUUGGUUUAGUUUAUUGUAUAUAAUUUAUAAUUUCAAAAUGUGUUUUUAUAACAAAAAGGCACUUAAAAGAAACAAAUAAAUCUAUCGUUCUGGUAUUAAA